This is a messenger RNA of Lactuca virosa, 803 nucleotides long. NCBI's taxonomy places the organism in Eukaryota, Viridiplantae, Streptophyta, Magnoliopsida, Asterales, Asteraceae. The record is from the annotation of a GenBank genome assembly.
AUGCUUCCACAAUCACACUUCACCAUAAUUUUCUUAUUCAGAUGCAGCAAAAGAAGAAAAACGAAAGAGACGAAGAAGAAGAAACUGAGAAAAAGAAGGAAUGAAGGAAAUUUUCUCAAUGAGGCCGUUGCAAAGACCGCGCCGCCGUAUACUUUCCUUCCUCUCUCCAUCGGCGAUACCUCCGAAAUGAAGCACUACGAGAUAUCUGGAACAACUUUGUCUGUUGCUCUCUUCACAGAGGUCGCUAAUUCCAAGGAACUUUUGGAGCUGAUGCAAGCUGGAACACUAGAACCUGAAGUAGCCCUUCUCAAUGCAUCUUUGAUUCCAGAUAUUUUCCCGGUUUUAGCAGCUGCUCAUAAAACACUUGUAUCCAAAUCAAGGGAUUCAUUGACAACUCGGACUCUUCAUUCUGAGCUUGUUUAUAAUUACUCGGGAUCUAAGCAUAUUUCUGAAUCAUUAAAACGUUGUGGUAUCUCUGAUAGCACCACAUAUAUUCUUGCUGCUCGAUUUAAUGCUUCUGAAGAGGAGUUGAAUGCAAUGAAGACGCUUAUCAAAGGAAAGGAAAUUGAUUUAGAAGAGUUGGAAGGAAGAGCAAACAAAUCUCAAAUACUAAAGCAAUACAAAAUAACGGGGGUAGAACUGGGAAUAUCAACAAUUGGAGAUGCUAUAACUUGUAGGAUUGCUUCCCGUGAUGCUUUGUGAGGCUUUUAUCACGACAUCUUACGAGGGAUAGCCAUAUGGUGGUGGGAUAGGUUGAGGUGGUCCUGCUAUAUGUUGUAGGCCAAGAUACCUGGUGCGGGCCG